This is a messenger RNA of Meloidogyne enterolobii, 398 nucleotides long. The record is from the annotation of a GenBank genome assembly. Lineage: Eukaryota; Metazoa; Nematoda; Chromadorea; Rhabditida; Meloidogynidae.
GUGUUAAUUUUUGACGGAAAAUUUUUUAAAUUCAUUUUUAAGGAAGUUUUGAGUGCAGAUUUACGUGCUGUCAACUGUUUCCGUCAUUUAGGCUCACAAUUGGAAGAAACUAAAAAAAUGAUUGGCAAAAUGUUGUUGGAGGAAUUUGAACAGGUUAUUCAAAAAGAAUUUGCUUGGCCUAUUGAAGAACAAAAACGAAAACAAUUUUUUGAUGAUGAAGAAGAAGAGGAUGGAGAGUUUAUCUUAGGGUGUGAAAUUAGUGCUAGGGGAGGAGUAGGAACCUUAGAACCUUCAUAAGGGAACCUUCCAAACUGUGACCAAAAAUUUUUAAAUAAAAAUUAUGCCUCGUGUAGAGCAUAGUCGAAAACGUAUAUUGUGUGGUGCCAGGCUUUUCUUCC